Momordica charantia (bitter melon) is the source of this 450-nucleotide messenger RNA. Its product is annotated as SAUR-like auxin-responsive protein family. The record is from RefSeq and is a predicted model, not a curated record. Gene Ontology annotation, biological process: response to auxin. NCBI's taxonomy places the organism in Eukaryota, Viridiplantae, Streptophyta, Magnoliopsida, Cucurbitales, Cucurbitaceae.
AUGAAGAAGAUAAAUUCUCUAUUGAGGAAGUGCAAGAGCCUGUCAAGGCAACUGGGGAGGUCCUCUUCAUACAGCAGCCUCAGGUCCAAAUCCACAAGAGAAGAUCUAUGGAAUAUUUGUGGAACAAAAAUGGAAGAAGAAGAAGAAGAAGAAGAAGAUCAUCAACAACAACAGCUUGAAAAGGUGAGGGGCAGUAAUGUAAUUAUGUAUGUUGGAAGCACAAGAAAAAAAUAUGUAAUAAGUUCAAAGUUCUUGAGCCACCCUUUGGUAAAUGCUCUGAUUGAUAAAUCCAAAUCCAAAUCCAAAUCCAAGUCUGAGGAUUGUGAAGCCAUUUCAGUGAGGUGUGAAGUUGUUCUGUUUGAUCAUCUCUUGUGGAUGUUGGAAAACUCUGAUCCAAACAUCACUUUUGAUUCUAAUUUGGAGGAAUUGGCUGAUCUCUAUGUCUUUUGA